GGUUUGUCACUGACUCAGUAGUAUCACAGCAGUCAGCCAAACAGUAUUUUGAGCACACGCUUACCGGCGCGCGUACACACAGCACCGCGCACAUAGUCUGAGAGUGAGGACAUAAGACGAGAGUGUUAUAAAACAGAAGGAAAGAAAUCCUCGGCUAGUCCUUCCACUCAACAGUCUCCUGGUUGUUCUUCAUCCCUGAUAUGACCCUGUUCAGUCCAAGAUACAUGAGCAUGAGUGGAGAGUUGAAGUCAAGCCGCUCUAGGGCAGCCAGUAAGAGGGCCAGCAACACCACUUAUGGAUCUGAGUUUGACCUGGACUAUGACAGCUAUCACGAGGACUACUAUGACAGGGUGUAUGACUACCAGCGUGUGCCAGCUUCCUUUUCUCCCCUACCCCUGGGACCCAGUCUUGCCAAGCGAUCCCGUUCCUCCUCCUACUCCUCUGGGCACAGACGCAGCCGAGACAGAACCCACUCCAAAAGCUCCAGAGCCCACUCUACUAGUUCAGCCACAGCCAAGUUGGGGAUGGAGGAGUUGCAGGUGAUUAAAAAGGAGCUGACUCUGAUAAAGACACAGAUCGAUGGGCUGCUUGACAGUCUUGACAGGAUGGACACACAGAGGAAUGACCACAAAGGGUCUCCACUGAGAGAGGAUAGUCCAGUUGGCUCACCAUAUGCUGCAUCACCCAGCAGCCCAGAGCACUCCCUUUCCUCCCUCUCCCCUCCUAGUUCUCGCCAUCGAAUUCACAAGGAGAGCCCUGACCUGAGAGAGCCUGACGAUGACCACCACACGAUGAGCAACCACAGCUCUGACCCUGAGGAGGAAAUAUGAAGGAGGAAUGUGAGAAAACGUAAAAGACAUGGAUAAGGUGCCAAACAUGGAGGAAGAGAACCUGAGCCAUCAGGCUAACACCCACAUCAGAAACUCAACAUAGGGUGUACAUAUCAAAUAACAUAAUGCAUUUAAUUGAAUCACAGCAACUUGUUUAACGUGACCAUGAUCCAGAUACAGAUCAAUUUUGAGAAGCAAGUACACAUACAUCCGACUGACCAGAACUUGACGGGCUUACCUACGAGAGUGACAGAUAGACCGUGACCUUGCUGUAACAAAUAAACAAAACAGAACGAUGAAUUUAUGAGUUUUACAUGUCUACCUGAAAUGAACCAGUUCUACUGUAUGAGUGAGUUUGCACCAACAGCAACACUCCAGCAUGAAUCACAGUGUUUCAGAAAAAUAGGUAUGAAUCAUUAAAUCAUUAUGAAACAAACCUGCCAGUUUAUUUUGCUCACGUCGGUAUAAAAGAUGGACGUAGCUACCGUGAUUCACACACUGGUUUCUAAAGUCCUGUUUUCAAGCCUGGAGAUGAGCAUUUGGCAAACUGGAGAGAGACGUCUCACUUGCUAAUGAGCGUGCGAUUUCGUACCACAGAUAAGCCUCUAUUUUGAAACACAGUAUUACCCAGGUUUAUAAAAAAAAAACUAAUUUCUUUUUUUAAAAAUUCAAUACGACCCAAAACGAGUGGCAGAGCCCAUAAACUGAGCAGGAAUGUGUUUACAGGGGUCAAGUCAGAAAGUCAUUUUCCCAUGGACUUCUAAAGGACCUGAAGUCUUUGUGCAACCACACUGGUGUCUGUCAGAUACUAUGCAGGUUUUCAAGCACUUCCUCAUUAGUUUAAUUUUUCACUUCAGAUUGUACUUUUUACCAUGCACGGGUCACUCUGGGGGUUUUUUCUUUUUUUUAUGAAAACAGAUGACACACAUUAAUGUCAGACUUUACACACAUUAAUCAUUUAUAAAUAGUGUUAAUAUGAGUGUUUCUACAGCUGCUUCAUCAUUUUGUUUUUUUUGUUUUUUCCUUUCCCCGUGGAAACAGCAAAAUCAUUCAGAAUGUCAAAAGGCCUUAAGGACCUUGAAGUAAAUCAUGCACAAAACACAUAGGACUAGAUAUUAAUAAAGCAUGGGGUUUUUUGAACCAUGUAAACAUGCCGCUAUUUCCAAAAUAAGAUUAGAACUGGAAUAUUGUGUGGACAGUAUAAUGAAAAUGAACUCGGUGUUACUUCAAGUAUUCUAAAAUCUGCACACAGCUCUUUCAUUUUUAAUGCUUAACUCAUAUUUUUCAGAUAUCAGAAUUUAGCUGGAUAAUCACUCAGGAGAUAAAUGGUUUGUUUUCCACCUGUAGGUAUGAGUAUGAAUGAUAUACUAUACCCAUUAAGUAUUUUCAGAAGGAAAGAGUAUUUUAUCUCCUUUAAGUGUAUUCGAGUAAUGUUAUAACUCUCUUCCUCUAUGUAUUAGACACUUUAAGAUGUGCAAAGACCCAGGUCGGUGUAAUAAUGUGUAUUAUUGUAUACUUUACUGUAAUUGUUUAGCCGUACGAUUUUAAUCUUGCUUUAGGACUUCCGUGUGUUUUUUAAAGAAAAUAAUGAUGUUAUUAUAAUUCCUAUGGUGUUACAUGUUUUUGUUUGCAUUCUUAAGAUAUUGCCAAGUGGAAAUACUCAUUGUCACUGUAGUAAAAGUAUUUUCAUAUUGAGUAUAAACAUUAUUUGUGG
Molecule: messenger RNA, 2544 nt
Organism: Oreochromis niloticus (Nile tilapia)
Lineage: Eukaryota; Metazoa; Chordata; Actinopteri; Cichliformes; Cichlidae
Product: heterogeneous nuclear ribonucleoprotein C
Exons: 7
Coding region: 201-830 (209 amino acids)
Cellular component (GO): nucleus
Molecular function (GO): RNA binding
Source: RefSeq, a predicted model, not a curated record